GAGGUGCUUGAAGUUGCACAUACAUAUGGGUUCAAGCUAGUUCCUGUCAGCAUUUCUCUCUUUACUAUGAGCUCAAGUUUGAGGAAAAGAAGAAACAGAUCAGGCGUUUGACGAGUGGAGACAGACGGGGCAGACACAUAAUUUAGGCCAAGGAUAGAAGCCAAGGAUAUAGAAGCUCCAUUCUUGUGAUCCAGUCCUUGUGUAUCAUGUUCUACUACUCUAGCUCAAAGCCUUUAUUACUGGUUGUCCUCAUCGUGCUGUUCAACGGACACAACUGGGCAGAUAAAGUGGUAGGAAUCAUAGGUCAUGAUAUCACCAUCCGCUUCUCAUUUCAGAACACGUUCAAAGCAUCUGGUAAUCGGUCAAUUAGUCUUUACAAAAAUUCUGUAAAGAUCGGUGAAUGUAAUCAUGAUGUGCACAGCUGUUGCUCACAAAGCCACCUCUGCAUCUCUGAGAAUAAAGAGUUCUUUUUCUUCAUCCAAAAUCUGACAUCAGUUGACAACGGAACAUAUUGGAUCACGUUGUUCCAAAUCAAUAGAGAUCCUCCCAUGCUAAAAAGCAAUGAGGUGUCGCUUAUCCUUCAAUCGGAUGGUAACACCACAGAAUCCCCAUCACGCACCUCUAACGAUGAUGAUAUCAGCGACAGUGGAAACGCCAACAAUGUCUAUGUCCUGAUCAUCUUUGCUGUUUUGGGGGUAUCCAUCAUAGCUCUGUUAAUCGGACUGCUUGGUUGGUUCUGCUGGACCUACAAAAGGAGCCCAGAAGGGGACCAGCAAGAGAACCUCAAGGCCAAGCAACAGGGGUCAGGAGAGGCAUCCACCUCCAUGUCUGUGUAUUCUGUAGAAUACGGUGUGCUGGACUUCAACAGUAGACCCAAUGGAGAAGAGGGGAACACGCAUGGGAGGGAGAGGGAGGGAGGAGUGGUAAGGUCUGCAGAGACAGUGGAAUAUGCUGCAAUCACCUUUCCCCCACAACAAAGGGUGUCAUAUGGGAGAUAGUGAGUCAACUCAAACUCUAUUAAAUACAAACAGCGUUGCUUGAUUUGAACUGGAUGCCAUCAACAUAUGGAACAGGUGCUAAGAGAAUGAUGCUGCGGUUGAUGUGUCACUCUGAGGUGAUAGAUACCGUAAGAAUGGAAAUACUUAGUCCUAUAUUAAUAAAAACACCCUCCCUGUGCGGCUAUGCGUGACUGUACCCUACUGGAAAUACAACAAAAAAACGUUGUAGAUACAAUAACCCAUUUGACUGUAACACAAAUUGAAUUUUAACAUGUUUUUUUUUUUAACAUUUUUUUUAUAAAGUCAUGGAACAUUAAUUGCGUGUAAAAUUUCCGGUGGGGUUUUGCACGGAUAAACACGCUUGUAAUAGGUUAUUGUUUUCUCACAGAGUGUCAUGUUGUUUGUUUACUCUGACACUAUUUGGAUUACCAGAAGUAUCUGGGUGGGAUUUUACAAAAGAAUUAGCAUGGUCCUCUGCAAUCCAACUAAGUUCUCAUUAAAUGGAGUUUACUUGACAGAUGUAUUUUUUUUUUUGCAUCCCUCAAUGGUUUGAAAUUCACAAUGAUUGACAUACAUGUAUACUGGGAAAAUCAAGUUUCAAAGAAAUGAUUUUGUAUAAUAGGUGAUCGUAUCGCACGGAUUACAUUCUGAUCUAAUUGAGCUCUUUCACAGAUGUUGUUUUUAGAUUUAGAUGCCUCGAAGUAUGGAGGAUUUGGAGGAUUUUAAUUUGAAUGUAUCACUGGCAAUUGCUAUUAGGCAAUGUUUGUGCAGAGUUACUCUGUCCAGUGUCUGUGUUCUUUUGCCCAUCUUAAUCUUAAAUUUUUAUUGGCCAGUCUGAGAUAUGGCUUUUUCUUUGCAACUCUGCCUAGAAGGCCAGCAUUCCGGAGUUGCCUCUUCACUGUUGAUGUUGAGACUGGUGUUUUACGGGUACUAUUUAAUGAAGCUGCCAGUUGAGGACUUGUGAGGUGUCUGUUUCUCAACCUAGACACUCUAAUGUACUUGUCCUCUUGCUCAGUUGUGCACCGGGGUCUCCCACUCCUCUUUCUAUUCUGGUUAGAGACAGUUUGCACUGUUCUGUGAAGGGAGUAGUACACAGCGUUGUACGAGAUCUUCAGUUUCUUGGCAAUUUCUCGCAUGGAACAGCCUUCUUUUCUCAGAACAAGAAUAGACUGACGAGUUUCAGAAGAAACUUCUUUGUUUCUGACCAUUUUGAGCCUGUAAUCAGACCCACAAAUGCUGAUGCUCUAGAUACUCAACUAGUCUAAAGAAGGCCAGUUUUAUAGCUUCUUUAAUCAGUACAACAUUUUUCAGCUGUGCUAACAUCAUUUCAAAAGGGUUUUCUAAUGAUCAAUUAGCCUUUUAAAAUUAUAAACUUGGAUUAGCUAACACAACUUGCCAUUGGAACACAGGAGUGAUGGUUGGUGAUAA
This is a messenger RNA of Salvelinus fontinalis (brook trout), 2426 nucleotides long. RefSeq lists its product as uncharacterized. The transcript has 5 exons. Lineage: Eukaryota; Metazoa; Chordata; Actinopteri; Salmoniformes; Salmonidae. The record is from RefSeq and is a predicted model, not a curated record. The coding region runs from base 207 to 998 and encodes 263 amino acids.